This is a messenger RNA of Cylas formicarius (sweet potato weevil), 3488 nucleotides long. Its product is annotated as WD repeat-containing protein 47. Gene Ontology annotation, molecular function: protein binding. The transcript has 8 exons. NCBI's taxonomy places the organism in Eukaryota, Metazoa, Arthropoda, Insecta, Coleoptera, Brentidae. Bases 1717 to 3027 code for a protein of 436 amino acids. The record is from RefSeq and is a predicted model, not a curated record.
GCUCAUUAAUAAAGGUACGCCGGUCAUAUCUCAGAAACCGUUAGUCCUACAACUUAGACAAAAAUAUAUUUUUAGGUAAAUCGGAGAGAAGAAAAAGCCGGAAAUUAUGUUUUUGUAAUAUAAAUAAUUAAUUAAAUAAUAAUUAAUUAACUUAAAAAUACUUUUUUACGUAGGUAUAAAAGAUUAGAGAUAACCAAGAGAUGACGUAUUAUGACGGGAUGAUAAUUUAUAGUAAAACGAUUUCGUUCUCUAAUAGCAUUUUGGAUUUAACGUGCAUUCAAAAAAAUUACUUAGUUUAAGCGCAUUCUUUUGUUUUGUUUUCUUCAUCGUGCCGUUACCAUGCCAACCGUUAAGCCUACUUAGUUAUUUUUCAGUUUUCUCCAAUAUUGACAAUACAUGUAAUAUAUUAAUAAAUUAUAUUGACGAUUUAUUUUUUAACUAUUAUUGAUUAUUGGCGAUUAUUAUGGACAAAUUAGGACAAAAUCAAAUUUAACUCUAGUAGAAAAGAUAAGCAUCCCACGUCACGUCUGUCGUCUCUGGUACUAUUACUAUGCUACGAUUAAUAAACUCAUUUUUAUUUAUAUCUCAAAGGGGAAGAAAUAUAUUGUCAUGCCGUUUCUACUACUUUCUGUAUUUUUCAUCUUCGCCUAAAAAAUGUAUACUAUUAUAUGUAAAAUUUUCGACCGGCUCGUAAAAGAAUUGCUAUCAUGACAUGCCAGAAACUAACAGUUCGUGAGAUAUGGUCGGCAUCCUUUAUUAAUAUGCCACCUGCUACAAAGGUAAAAAUUCGACUUGAGUAGUUCUUCGGUUGAAGAAGAAUCCAAAAUACAUAGAAAUAUUAUAUAAAUAAAAUUAAAAUUAGAAUAAUUUGUGAAUUUGGAAAUAAAAUUUUUCUUAAAACUUUCACAUCUUGUAAAAUUGCCACAUACGUUGUUAUUCAGUUUUUUUUCUUCACAUCACUCACCGAUUAAUAAUUAACAGAAUUAAUAAACACCGUAUAUCUAGUACGUCGCCUUUUAAAAUAUCUAAUACACUAAUACAACACUAAUACAAGAAAUCCAAAUAAAUAUACCGGGGGUUCCGUUUCAAAAAGUGGAAAUUGUUUUAAUGUGAACUUCUGCACAUUGUUAAUCGUCUCGUAUAAAAGGAGGGCGAUAAAUUUUCCGACAUCCAUGUUUUUUCCGACCAACGCCGUAUAUUAAUUCAAUCAAGAUGUUUCCCAGUAUAAUAUAGAUUAUUUUUAACCGCUCAAUUAUAUCAAUUAACGUUACCGCCAUUAACAAUUAUAGAUUCAUUAAAUUUAAUUUCCUCAUUUAUCUAUACCGCUAAUAUGAUAGAAAAUGUAAUGCGUUUUCACUCGACAGUAUACCGUCUCGAUGUCGAGUGGUUGUAAAAGUGUUCUCCAGACUUGGUGGGUUCCCUUUCGAAUAAGUUGCUUACCAAGUGAUCCCGUUAUCAAGUUCUGUUUAAUGUAGAGGUAACGCGGAGAGUGGCCCAAUUGUGACGUCAUUCGGUCCCGAUACGUCGCCGUUUUUCCAAUCGUAUCGCGCGUUAUGAUAUAUAAAUGAUACAAGUUCCGGCUAGCUACGUUUUGCACGAAAAUGACUUUUAAACGAUGUUUCGCGCCAUUCGAGCAGAACUGAGUUACCGCACGAGGUAAUCCGCGCUUUCCUUUAGAAUACCAGCGGUUUUUUUUUGCCGCGAGUGUGUAAAACGAUGUAUUACAAUAAACAUUUGCAUCCGCCGGUGACGAAAAAGAUCCAGGAGUUCGGCCACACGAAAGUCGUGACGUAUAUGGACAGAAGCGACUGCGGAGUACACGGGAAAAAAAGCAAGUCGAAAGCAAAUUUGAACGGAAACGUCACACCGUUACAAAACAGGAAUGCUUCGUCGCCCAAAGUCAACCAAAAUGGAAACUGUGACAUAUACAGAACUACUCCAGAAUCUCACAAUCCAGCAUACGAUCAAACGAAGGCGGCACCAAGAAAUGCCACAUCGGAUCACGGCGACGCCAAUGACGCGAACGGUGGAUCGAGACCCAAAUUCGUAGCGGUCACGACCCUCGAAGAUGUCCAAGCGGUGCGAUGCGCAGAAUUCCACCCCGGGGGUCAGUUGUAUGCCGUUGGUUCCAACUCCAAAACGCUUCGAAUAUGCGCAUAUCCCAAACUUGCAGACCUCAGGGAAGACCACCAAACUUAUCAACCCAUGGUUCUGUUCAAACGCACCAAACACCACAAAGGAUCGAUUUACUGCCUGGCCUGGUCCCCAGUCGGCGACCUGAUGGCCACGGGUUCCAACGACAAGACUGUAAAGCUGAUGAAAUUCAACGCUGAUACUUCCAAUUUAGAAGGAGAAGAGAUCGAAUUGACAAUGCACGACGGCACCGUCAGGGAUAUUUGCUUCCUCGAGGACACCAUGAACAAGUCCAGCCUCUUGAUCAGCGGCGGAGCGGGCGACUGUAAAAUCUACGUCACAGACUGCGCCACCGGCACCCCCUUCCAAGCUCUCAGCGGCCACACGGGACAUAUACUCUCGUUAUAUACCUGGGGUGGUGCCAUGUUUGUAAGCGGCUCUCAUGACAAAACGGUACGCUUUUGGGACCUCCGAACCCGAGGUUGCGUCAACAUGGUGACGCCCAUAACUCAGCCGGGUACCCGUCAAGGUUCUCCGGUAGCCAGCCUCUGCGUGGACCCCUCCGGGAGGCUGUUAGUGUCCGGACACGAGGACUCUUCUUGCGUGCUGUACGACAUCAGAGGCGGUCGAAAUGUGCAGUGUUUCAAACCCCACUCGGCCGACAUCAGGUCGAUCCGGUUCUCACCAUCAGCAUACUAUCUUCUGUCAGGCGGAUAUGAUAACAAGUUGGUGUUGACCGACUUGCAAGGCGAUUUAACUUUGCCGUUGCCCAGCGUGGUGGUAGCCCAGCACAGCGACAAGGUGAUUUCCGGACGUUGGCAUCCUUCCGAGUUUUCCUUCCUGUCGACGUCUGCCGAUAAGACGGCCACCCUGUGGGCGUUGCCGCCCAUUUAACCCUUCUUUUUGUAAACCCGUUUAUCCCUAAGUCUGAACUAACCGAUACUCAAGCGCUGCACUAACUUUGCAGCAGUCGAAACAAAAGGCUUUAUUGGCUUCGCUCUAAAUAUAUAUACGUAACGGCCGGUGUGUUUAUUUUUCCGUUUGGCAUUUAUUUUCGGAGCACAAGAUUCUGUUCUCAUCAUCAGCUGAAAUUAUAUUCGGCGUUCGCGGAAAAAUAUAGACAACACCUGACGAAACUAUGUAAUAACUGUAUAUAAAUAAUAUAUUUCUACACUUUUUAAAGCUUUGUAUAAAGUUGUAACUUUAUUAAUAUACAUUACUGCAGUAUUUAUGUUAAAUUAAUGUUUAGAUGAAAGUUUUAAGAUAUGCGUUGUUGUGUUAUUUAAUACCAAGUUAAGGAACGUUUUAAUUGGUAGUUACUUAAAUGUAUUUGUAUUUACUUAUUACAAUAAACC